Toxorhynchites rutilus septentrionalis is the source of this 3217-nucleotide messenger RNA. Its product is annotated as oxysterol-binding protein-related protein 2. The record is from RefSeq and is a predicted model, not a curated record. Gene Ontology annotation, cellular component: intracellular membrane-bounded organelle; membrane; cytosol. NCBI's taxonomy places the organism in Eukaryota, Metazoa, Arthropoda, Insecta, Diptera, Culicidae. Gene Ontology annotation, molecular function: sterol binding. Bases 624 to 2024 code for a protein of 466 amino acids. The transcript is spliced from 7 exons.
UAUUCUAUGGAAAUGCGGAUACGUUUGCACUACCGAAAACCCGUUCACAAGAGGCAGGAAGUUUUCCAACACUGCCAACACUGCCUUAAUCCUACUUCGUCCUGUGAGUGUCAACCCGAGUACCGAAUACCAUAACGGGCUUCGCCAGCUGCCGAAAUUGUUCAAGUGGAGAGUGACUUCAGCGUGGGGCUCCAUACUCCAUCGAAAUUUGCAGCUAAAACGAGCUUUAGCGCUGGCAGUGAGUGGACGCGGAAUGAGGUGCAUUCGUGGCUGCAAAAGUUGCUUCUGUGAAGGAACAUUUGUGUCAUUAUCUAACAACGAGUUUCAUUAAUGGUUGGACAAAAACUGUAGUUUAAGUGAUCAGCUUCGCCCGACAGCCCAACGGUGGCAAUUGAUAGAAGAAAACUGUGACUAGUGUAAUGAACAAGGACAGUGUUACUUGUCUGUUUUGAGAGAAGUGAUCUCUCUCUCUCUUUCAGAAUUGAUUUUGGACUAGCAACCAGAAAAUUUGCGCUCGUCCUGUGAAAAAGGGACGCGAAAUUUGGCCAACUUUAAGCUAGACAAUAGUGAAUAUAUUACGGUGGCAAAUUUGCGUUGCGUAUUAGCUUUCGUACCGAAUUAAUAUGGCAGAAAGUGUAUCCUAUCACAAUAAUGGACAGUAUGACAACCUCAGAACUUCCCUGCCGGUUCCCAUGUUCUCACGCAAUGACUUCAACAUUUGGUCAGUGUUGAAAAACUGCAUCGGAAAGGAGUUAAGCAAAAUCACAAUGCCAGUGGUAUUCAACGAGCCGUUGAGCUUCCUUCAGCGGAUGACCGAAUAUAUGGAAUAUGCCAAACUGUUGCGAGUAGCUUCCGAGCAACCAGAUCCCAUCGAACGACUGAAGCAUGUUUCUGCGUUCGCUGUCUCGGCGCUGGCAUCGAACUGGGAGCGGCUUGGUAAACCCUUCAACCCGCUGCUGGGUGAAACAUACGAACUCAUGCGACCAGAGUUCAGAAUUAUCUGCGAGCAGGUAUCUCAUCACCCACCAAUCUCGGCUUUCCAUGCGGACUCGGAUAGUUUCACGUUCCAUGGGACGAUUCAUCCGAAGCUCAAGUUUUGGGGUAAGAGCGUGGAGAUCCAGCCGAAGGGUAUCGUGACGGUCGAGUUUCCGAAGCUGGGCGAAGCGUACUCGUGGAGUAACGUGAACUGUUGCGUACACAAUAUCAUCGUGGGUAAGCUGUGGAUCGAACAGUACGGCGUGAUGGAAGUUAUUAGCCAUAAGCAUGGCCUCAAAUCGACGCUCAAUUUCAAACCCGCCGGUGUGGGCAACAAAGAUUUACAUCGGGUCGAGGGAUUCAUAUCGGAUAGGAACAAGCGCAAAACACAUUUCCUGUAUGGAAAAUGGACAGAGUUUAUUAAAUGUACAGACCACGCAUCGUACGAGGAGUACUGCAGGGAAAAUGGUUACAAGUUCAAACGGGGCGAUGAACGAAGUAAAAGUCCCAAUGAAUCACCUGGAACAACCCCUCGAAAAGUUCUGUCGAAGCUGAACAGUCUCAAAAUGAGUUCUUUCAGAAGCUUGUCGAUGUCAGAGCCCGACGAUCCGCCAGAACCAGCGGAAGGUGAUAUACCGAAGAGUGAUUCGUCCUACUCGAUCGACAUUCCGAACUCGGUAACUCUGUGGGAAGCCGAGGCUCGUCCUGACAACACCGCAGAAUACUAUCAGUUCACGAAGUUCGCUAUGACACUCAAUCAGAUGGAGGAACACAUGAAACAGCCGCAUAAACUGUGUCCAACGGAUUCUCGCCUGAGACCGGACAUUCGAAAGCUUGAGCAGGGUGAUCUGGACGGUGCAGCACAGGAGAAGACACGCCUCGAAGAGAAGCAGCGGGACAAUCGGAAGAAAUGUAAAAAAGCGGAGGAUACUAUUUUUCCAAGGUGGUUCAAACAGUGCGUGAAUCCUCACACAAAGCAGGACGACUGGAUCUACCAAGGCGGCUACUGGGAACGUAAUGAUGACUCGCUGGAGCUGGACAUAUUUUAAGCGACGCUUGACCAUUCUUCCGCUUCCGCAUUUGACCAUCUUCCGCUCGCCAGCCAAUCACCGUAAUGUUGAACAAUCUCUCACCUAAAUACAGAUCGACAGUGUAGCUACUCAUAUAACUGUGCAUAUUUUAGCAACAUCCCAUAGUGAAAAAUUGCUCUGCAAAUUUUAGGCCCCACGCAAACUUUCUUUCGUACCGACCAACACUUACAGUUUUCCACGAACAGUGAAAGUGAAGGGUGUCAAUGAAUCGAGAUCUUCUUAUUGUCAAGGAGCUUAGCUGUACGCUUAGUUGAAGUUGUGGAUUGUAUCAUUAUAAUGAAAGUUAAUGUUUUAGAAAGGCCAUACAUCGUUAGCGCUUAUCCAACCGUUGUAGUUCCCGAAAUUGAUGCAAAUGAAAUGAAUUUCGAGAGUUGAGUUCAAGAUAGCAAUAAUAAAGACAAUUAUUACAAGAGACAAAUAAUUCCCAUACUUUUAAUUCUUCUGGUUUGAUAUAAGAAGCAUAAGAACCCUAGAAUUUAUAAAACAUUGAUUACAUCAUACAAACAUUCCAAUAGGUGAAUGAAAUUCAUAUUCGACAAUACGAAUCCAUCAGAAAUUAAAACUAUUGGGACAAAAAAAAACAGAAUUCCUGAUCCGAUAAUAAAUAGAAGUUUGUAGGGUUAGUAACAACAUGUGUAACCAAACUGAUAUGUAAUCUGUCGAGUUUCUCGCAUCAUCUUCUAGAGAAAGAAAAAUCACAUCACUUGAUUUCAUGUCAAUUAUGGUACAAUAAUAAGUUUGAAAAUGGCGUAUUUUAAAUUAAUGAGUACAAUAUUGGUUUCAAGUGCUCGUACCGUUAGUGAAGGUAAUCUGAAUUCAUAUUCGUUAGGUUUAGAGGCGCCAGCAGUGAAUGUGCUUUUAAAAAGUAGAACCAAUCGACUCGGCGUCAUCCGACGGGUCAAAGGGUGAUUGUCGGUUGCAUUCAUGUAAUUAGGUCCUCGUAUACCGAAAUAGUCGUUCGUCUUUAACCGCAGGGAAAAGACAACCGAAAUAACAAGUCAGUAGAGUGCAUAUUGUUCAAUAUUGUUGAUAUAUAACUGUACCAAACAAAACCCAUCAUAUAACAACAGGACACAUUAGAGGAAUAAUCAAUAAUGGAAAACUAACAUGUAUAAUAUAGAUGUGAAAUUGAUUGAAAAUCAGCCCAUAGA